AGUCAGAGUCGGUAAACCACGUGACUACCGUUCACUUUUUCCGGGAUCACCACGGCAGCAACGUCCACUACAGAGCAGACGUCUUUAUGUUGUUUCGUCCUGGCUCUGGCGAUCUGACCACAUUCAAGAAGUCCGGAUCAGUCUGAGAGGGGACCGAGCUGCCUGCCUCCCGUACACCGCCGUUGAGUCUCACUGGGACGAGUCUGUAGUUUAGACCAUGUCGAAGAAGGGAGGAAACCGCGGGCCGGAAUUUGAGGUGCCGGUGGAGGCGUCGAUCAUCCGGAUCCCACCUCAUCACUACAUCCAUGUACUGGACCAGAACACCAACAUCGCCCGGGUGGAGAUUGGACCGCUCACCUAUAUCCGCCAAGACAAUGAAAGAGUGCUCUUCUUGCCGGUUCGUAUGAUCAUGGUGCCUCCUCGUCACUACUGCGUGGUCGCCAACCCUGUGUCUCGCGAUGAUAACGGUCAGGUCCUCUUUGACCAAUCAGGUCAGGCCAAGCUCCGUCAUGCCGACCUGGAGAUCCGUCUGACCCAGGACCCGUUCCCUCUGUAUCCCGGAGAGGAGGUCCAGCAGGACGUGACCCCGCUGCAGAUCGUGUACCCGGACACGGCUCUGCGUCUGCAGGCUCUGCUGGACUUUGAGGUGGAGGGAGGAGAGAAGAGAGUGGCCGGAGAUGAGUGGCUGUUUGAGGGACCAGGGACCUACAUCCCGAGGAAGGAGGUGGCCGUGCUGGAGACCAUCAAGGCCACAGUGAUCAGAGAGAACCAGGCCAUCAGACUGAGAGCUCGCAAGGAGGGAGUGGACCGAGGAGGAGUCCGCAGGGUCACAGGGGAGGAGUGGCUGGUCAGUAAGGUGGGAGCGUACCUGCCAGGUGCUCAUGAAGAGGUCAUUGACAUCGUCAACGCUUUCAUCCUGACUGACAAGAAAGCUCUUCACGUUCGCGCUCUGCGUCCCUUCAAAGAUGCCGGCGGUCGGGACCGUCGCACAGGGGAGGAGUGGCUGGUCACCAUGGCCGACAGGGAGGCUCACAUCCCCUCUGUGGCCGAGGAGGUGGUGGGGGUGGUGGAUGUGACCACUCUGAGCAGCAGGCAGUACUGCGUGAUCCUGGACCCGGUUGGACCCGACGGGAAACCUCAGCUGGGCCAGAAGAGGGUGGUGAAGGGUGAGCGCUCGUUUUUCCUGCAGCCAGGGGAGCACCUUGAAUAUGGCAUCCAGGAUGUGUACGUGCUGUCGGAGGAGGAGGGUCUGGUCCUGAGAGCUGUGGAGGCUUUCAACGACACUGAGGAGCACCAGGAGGAGGAAGAGGAGGCUGAGGAGGAGGAGCUGAUGCAGGAGAGGGCCAAGCGCUCUCGGAGGAGCGGCGUCCUCCGUCGCCCCGGAGACCGCUGGAUGCUGCGGGGCCCGAUUGAGUACGUCCCCCCCGCCACUGUGGAGGUGGUGCUGAGACGUCAGGCCAUCCCUCUGGACGAGAACGAGGGAAUCUAUGUCCGGGACAUCAAGACCGGAAAGGUGCGUGCAGUCAUCGGUCACACCUACAUGCUGACUCAGGAUGAGGAGCUGUGGCAGAAGGAGCUUCCUCCAAACGUGGAGACCCUGCUGGCGUCUCCUCUCGACCCACUGGCCAACCGCUCUGACCGGACUGCCGGUGGAACCGGCCAGCCCAGGGACAAGACACGGGUGGUCUCCUACAGGGUCCCCCACAAUGCUGCCGUCCAGGUGUACGACUACAGGGAGAAGAAAGCCAGGGUGGUGUUUGGUCCAGAGAUGGUGAUGCUGGGACCUGACGAGCAGUUCACCAUACUGUCACUGUCCGGAGACAAACCGAAGAGGGCCAACGUCAUCAAGGCCGUCUGCCUCCUGCUGGGCCCCGACUUCUUCACCGACAUCAUCACCAUCGAGACGGCCGACCACGCCCGACUGCAGCUGCAGCUGUCCUACAACUGGCACUUUGAUAUAAAGUCUCCUGCAGACCCAGCUGACGCAGCUGCUCUGUUUUCAGUCCCUGACUUUGUGGGAGACGCCUGUAAAGCCAUCGCCUCCCGGGUCAGAGGAGCCGUCGCCUCCGUGCAGUUUGAUGAUUUCCACAAGAACUCGAACCGGAUCAUCUGCUCAGCGGUGUUUGGCUUUGAUGAGAAGCUGGCAGUUCGUCCCAGUCUUCGCUUCCACCAGAACAACCUGGUGAUCAGCAGCGUGGACAUCCAGUCUGUGGAGCCCGUCGACCAGAGGACACGAGACGCCCUGCAGAAGAGCGUCCAGCUCGCCAUCGAGAUCACCACCAACUCCCAGGAGGCGGCCGCACGGCACGAGGCGGAGCGUCUGGAGCAGGAGGCUCGGGGGAAGCUGGAGAGGCAGAGGAUCACCGACCAGGCCGAGGCUGAGAGAGCCAGGAAGGAGCUGCUGGAGCUGGAGGCUCUCAGCGCUGCGGUGGAGAGUACAGGAGCCGCCAAGGCCGAGGCUCAGUCUCGGGCGGAGGCGGCUCGUAUCCAGGGAGAGGCGGCCGUCAACGAGGCCAAGCUGAAGGCCGAGGCUCAGAGGAUCGAGGCGGAGGCAGAGCUGCAGCGACUGGCGAAGGCCCGCGAGCAGGAGCUGAGCUACAAGAAGGAGAUGGACCGACUGGAGGUGGAGAAGCAGGAGCGUCUGGCCCAGAUCGAGAGUCAGCGCUUCAGUCAGCUGGUGGAGAGUCUGGGCAGCGACACGCUGAAGGAGAUGGCCAGAGCUGGACCUGAGCUCCAGGUUAAGAUGCUCCAGGCUCUGGGGCUGAAGUCCACCCUCAUCACCGACGGAUCGUCUCCCAUCAACCUCUUCACCACAGCCAAUGGCCUGCUGGGGGCGCUGCCGGGACAGGGCCAGGGCCAGUGAGAGAGGAUGAGGUGGAAUCACAGAGGAGAGAGCGUCCAAAAGUAAACCUCAACAGAAGCUCAUCACACUAACCUGAAGAACCCACGACCAGUGUUAAAACCACACGCUGGAACCACUGAACUUUAACCUCGUGGGUUUGUUGUAGCUGUAGAGGUUUGAAAACUUCACUCUGACUCAUGACUCCGCUCUGUUAUCAAAACCAGACAGAGCAACUUUAAAUCAGGCUGAGAUUUGCACCAACUGACAGGUGAGAAUGUAAACAGCCUGGGACACUAAACUCAGCACGAGAGAUCAUGUCCACUGUGUUUCACAGCUUCACAGUUUGUCUGCUCAGACAUUAAACACAACACUGACGAUUCAACAGUUCACUGUACAACACAGUACGACAUGUGAAAGACGUGAUGAAUCAGUACUUAUUAUAAGCAAACAAACGACGUCAGAUUAUUUGCACUUUAGGUUAAUGUGACCUGUAACACUGAGUUUACUGACUCAUGUCUGGAAAUAAGUUAAAGUCUGUGGCUGCUGAGAAAUAAAGGAUUAAUCUGGUGUUUUUAAACCUCGGCCUAACUUUCCAUGUUUUUGGCUGUAAAUGAUCGAUGGGGACAAAACUCUUUGGAAGUAACCAGAAACAUCUCUAUAUAUCACUAUACCAGACUCCAUUGAUAAAAACAGGGAUUUAACCAGGAGCUGCUGGAAUACCACUGCCUCCAUCUGUUAGUGUGUCUGUGUUACUGUGUGGUACUUUUACUUCAGUAAAGUAUCUGAUUACUUCUUCCACCACUGAGAGUCUCACAGUAACACAGACACACUAACAGAUGGAGGCAGUGGUAUUCCAGCAGCUCCUGGUUAAAUCCCUGUUUUUGUCAAUGGAGUCUGGUAGUGAUAUGAUGUUUCUGGUUAAACUAAGUUUUAUCACAGGUUUCCAGACGAUGAUAAACAGCCACAGACUCAAACAUCACAUUAUAUAAAUUCAUAAACUCAGAUUCUUAUUAUUUAAAAUAAAAAAUCUCCUGGUUCAAUCAUGAUGACAGAAAACCAGCAGCUCAGUCAGAAAACAUCUGCUUCUGUGAUAAAAAGUCAAAGCUACAAGAUGCCUGUGAACGCAACACCUGAAGGAAAGAAAUCAACUAAAAGUCCCAGAGUGCAUUUCUCUAACAGACACUCAAAGAGCUUCACGUUCUGCAGUUUAAAUCUUCCUGAUUCUGAAUCAGAUUAACAGGAAUUCAUCUUAGCAACAGCUGCAGAGGCUCAUGGGUAAUGUAGUAGUUAGACUUUACUCAGACAGACUGACUGACUGGUGUUUGUCUUGUAGUUUUGACUUUUUCAUCAAAGAUCGAGAUGUGUUGAGACACAGCUGUGAGUUUUACUGUAGGAGCCACAGAGCCUCAGACACCCGAGUUCUUCCACCAACAAACACUGAGAACAUCAGCCCUGCUCCUUCUGUCCUCUGUGUUUAAUGACCUGAGCUGCUGUGGUUGAAGAUCACAGGUGAAACAGGUGAAGACCUCCAGCUACAAGAGCUCAGUGUGAACAGUGUUCAGGACCUUGGUCCUCUCAGCUCCUCAGGGGAAAUGAAGAUCAGAGGUUUACUUUUGGACACGUGAGCAGUUGAAGACGACGUGUCUCAGAUUUAUCGUACUAAUCCCUGUGCCUAAUGACGUAACCGUUUUCUUUAGUCCUGUGACCUGAGAGCCAAAGAUUUCUGGUCUUGCUUUGCACUACAUCCACUAGAAAUAGAAAUGCUGAGCUGCAGUUACUGCUGAUGUUUACAUGUGCAUGUUAAACUUUUUCUGUUUCUGUGGUGAUAAAAUAAAGACCUCCUUCCUUUGCCUUAAAUCGCUGUUGUUUCUACAGAAAAGCCAUUAAAUACUGCUGCUCUCCA
Lates calcarifer (barramundi perch) is the source of this 4745-nucleotide messenger RNA. It is a transcript of the gene mvp, whose product is annotated as major vault protein. Gene Ontology annotation, cellular component: nucleus; cytoplasm. Lineage: Eukaryota; Metazoa; Chordata; Actinopteri; Centropomidae. The record is from RefSeq and is a predicted model, not a curated record.